CGAUAUCCUAAAGACGGUUUUCAAAUUGCACACAAGUGUUUGUGGAAGCAUUAAUCCACUGAGAGCUCCACUUCUGCACAAGUUCCUGUCAUUUUAUGUUCCAGAUGAAGCUCCAAAGCACAGAGAUGAGGAGGAUAAUUUUAUCCUUGGGAGUCUACAUUGCUGCUUUUAAUUUGAGGGUUACAGCUCUGGAGAACGAUGACAUUUGCAUGAAUCCAAUGAAUGCUGGGCAGUCAACAAAUCCUAGUUUAAGGAAUAUUGAAUGGUACUACAACAAAGCUGAUGACAAAUGUAAUCCAUUUUUCUAUGCUGGAGAAGGAGGCAACAGAAACAGAUUUUUGAAUGAGACAUACUGUUUGAAAACCUGCUCUCAGAGAUAUGAUGAACUAUUCCCGGAUGGAAGUUUAGCAUGCCAACUGCCGAAAGAACGAGGAGACUGCCGUGCCAUGAUACUAAGAUGGUACUACGAUAAGAAGACUGAAAGUUGUGAUACUUUCUUCUACAGUGGGUGUCAUGGGAAUGGAAACCAAUUUGAAAACAAGAGGAGCUGUUGGAACCUAUGUGUUGCAAACAAACAAGGUCGACGCAUCGUAGAUGAAGAAAUUGACGUUCAGCAGAGAGAUGAAGGUUAUACUGUUGCAAUUGUCUUUGGAUGUCUUUUUGGAAUUACUGUCCUUGGCGUCAUUGUUGCACUCGUGAUUCAGAGGAAAAAGCAUAAACGCCAUACGGAGAAAUCAAAAAGUACAGAAGUAGAAAUGCAAUAAAACAGCUAUCAAGUUAAUGAAAAACAUACCUAUUUCCUGAAGAUACAUUAUUCUUGGAUGUAAAGAGUCCAUGAAUUUUUUAUUUUAGAUAAUGAUUUUGUACGUUGACUUUUUUAAGCCUGAUAAAAGCAGGAUGUUUUAUGCCAAAUGUCCCCAUGUGCUCCUCUUUCGUAAAUCCAAAGGACGUUAUUCAAGUGUUUUAUUAUUAGCAGUGAGUCAUAUUAUAAUGCUUAAAACCAUAAUGCAAUAAAUAAUUAAUUGUACAUUAGCUAAGAGAAGGACAAAUUGAUACUUGAUUAUAUUUGUCCAUAUCUGUAUUUUACUUUAAUACUUUCAACAUUAAUAUUUUUUGAAGUAAAAAAAUACAGUCCAGAACAAACUCACAUGGAGAAUAUUGUUUGAUAAAAAUAUAGAGCAAAACAAGAGUAUUCAAAUUGUGAACGUUUGUAUUGAAAUAAAUUUUAGUUAAGUUUUAUUUUUGUGUUCUGUAUUGACACUAACCAUAAACUAUUUCCUCAUUUUGGGUAAAGUCAAACCAUGAAAAAGCCAUUUUAGAAUAACUAGUAUGCUUUUACACCUGAAGUCAAAGUGCCAUUUCAAUAGCUUUUAAUGCACCCUGAAAAAGAAAUAUCAUCAGUAUCUUACAUAAAGCAAUGUUUAUAUUAUGGUUAUUAGAUUUUAAUACUAGUAUAUUUAGUACAUGUGAUGAUUUCUUCCUUGUUGUUACAUUUCUUACCAUUUUAACCAUAUGAACAGACGGGAGCACCAAAUUUGACCCCUUUAGACAUUUAGACAAAAGAACAUAGGCCCAAUUUAGAAAUAUGCAUUGAUACUACUGAAGCAUAAUGUUCAUAUGUUUAUUCUGGGAAUAUAGGUGGCAAAUACCAAUUAGGUGAAGGAAAGUCUUCCCUAUCUGAAUGCUAACACUCCAUCCUUCAUGUCCCGUUGAGUUUACGUUAAACAAAGUUCCUGGACUAUUUCAGGAACUAUAUCUACGACUGCACAUCCUUCAUGGACUUUGUGGAAGUCAUGCCUGUUUCAAGCUGGAGUUUCCCAAAAUUCCAAGAUUCACAAAAAAUUGGCUGUGAUCAAGUGCCAUAACCCAAAGUAAGUAAUACAUCUUUUGGCGUUAAAGGGAUUUCCAAACAGCACGGGCCCAUAUGAAUGGCAGAACAAUGCAUUAUGCAUUCUCAUAACAUUGUUUUCUAUUUAAGCUUGCUAUGAACUGCUGAUUUGGGCGAUCCUCUGGUAUAUUAUGAAAUAUAUCUAAUUUCCAUCUAUGAAAAUUCUUCAAAUAAAAAGGUUGCAUUACAAGAGUUAUGAUGAAGUCAGAAUUGUUGGUAAUGCUUAUAAAGUCUAAUAAUUAAUUCUGAAAUUUUGUGUUGUUCCACAUUUGAAAACUGGGCUUUUACAUGUUUUUCUAAUAUUUAGUUAAUUAAACUGUAAUUCAAUCAUAGCAGUUUUUAGGACAUUCAUACAAUGAACCAUGUUUCUCGUCUGUUUAUAGAAAGAAUAUUUUAUUCAAUGUUAUGUAUUUGAAAUACCAAAAUUGAAAAUAAAGCUGAUGCCAUUGUGUCUUUUAUUUCAUAAGC
Molecule: messenger RNA, 2356 nt
Organism: Mobula hypostoma (lesser devil ray)
Lineage: Eukaryota; Metazoa; Chordata; Chondrichthyes; Myliobatiformes; Myliobatidae
Product: tissue factor pathway inhibitor-like
Exons: 6
Coding region: 96-764 (222 amino acids)
Molecular function (GO): serine-type endopeptidase inhibitor activity
Source: RefSeq, a predicted model, not a curated record